AUGUGCCAAGAAUACCACUGUGAUUGUUGCUAUGAUGAAUUCCCGGCUGACUCCUGCAAAUGCCUCGAGUGUUUCCAUGGCGACCAAGAUAAUGAAGAAGGCGACAAACUUCUUCAAACCGGUAAAUUCCCAUCAAAGUCAUGUUCAUCGGAAAGUAACCGUUCUCCAGAAGCAUGUACUUCAAAACCAAGCUGUGGUGGUGAAAACGAUUUAUGUAAUGAAGAGAAAGCCUCCCCCUGUUGUUCUUCAAGCACCAAAGAAACAUUUGAGGAGGAAAAAGCUCGACAGUCGGUUUGUAAGAGUGAAUGCUGUUCUACAAAUGAGGAGGACAAACCCAAGCCAGUUUUGUUAAGUGAAAACACCUCUCAACAGCAAGAAUCACAGCCGCUACAGCCUGAGUGCUGCAAUUCUUGUCAACCCACUGAAAGAUCUGUAGAUGAUAACAUGGCAGGGCGUCCUAAUUCAAAAGAUUCAACAUGCUCUAAAUCUAGUAGUCCUUGCCAAAGUUCACGUAGUCCGAAGAGGUCCCAGGGAGACACGAGUGCAAAAUCAAGCAAUCCUGGUGACGCAGUCAGGCGUUUUUCAGCGGUAGACACACUUUGCACCACCCCCUCAUCUCCACUGCUACCAAAGGAGAGCGGAAGCAGUGAAAAGAAGCUGAUUCCGCAACAGCGUACAACGAAACUGCGAGUUCAAAACAUCUGCUGUUUAUUGGAAAGUGGUUUGAUUCAAGAUACUUUAAAGCCGUUGGAAGGCGUGACAUCCGUCGCCGUGAAUGUAAUCGGCCGAGUAGUGUAUGUUCGUCAUGAGCCGGAGGUGACGUCAGCUACAGAUCUGGUUACCACACUUAAUCGAAAGCACCUGGGAGCGAGCAUCAUGGAGACUGGAUCCCAUCAUUCCGCUAACAAGGGUGAAGGCCUGCCGCGUUCGUUAUUGGCGUUUUUAAUUUAUCUUUUGCUGCAGAGUAUUCUGUUAAUAGUAAUCGUGGUAGCGUUUCUAACAAAGGCAAAGUGGUUCCAGUGGGUGGCCAUCGCUGAAAUCGUCCUUGGUAUCCCUCCAGUCUUGAAGAAAGCCUUUUUGUCCAUUAUAAACCGCACCGUUGACAUCAACAUCAUGAUGCUUAUUGCCAUAGCAGGAACGCUGGCCAUUCAAGAGUGGCUGCAAGGUGCAGCUGUGGUGUACGUGUUCUCGUUCGCUGAGGCCAUGCAGGGGUUGUGCAUGUUUAAGGUUCAGCGGACUAUCUCUGGACUCAUGCUCGAAGCACCUCAAGUCGCCACAUUAGCGAAAACCGGUGAAUGUGUCUCAGUAGAGUCGGUUAUCACAGGAACUGCCAUUGCCAUUAGACCUGGUGAACUGAUUCCAUUGGAUGGUGUGGUAGUAAAGGGUCAAGCAGCUGUGGAUGAGAGUUCAGUUUCCGGGGAAUCUGUCCCUGUGGGGAAAACAGUUGGCGCAAAGGUCUAUAGCGGAACUGUCAAUCAAAAUGGAUACCUGGAAAUUGAGACUACAUCCGACGCAACUUCCUCUACAGUCUCCAAAGUGGCACAACUUGUUCAAGAAGCUCAAACUAGUUCAACGAGAACCGAAGUUGCUAUAAACCGGUUUGCCAAGUACUAUACACCAACUGUGGUUAUUGUGGCAGCACUUGUUGUGAUUGUUCCUGCCAUACUUGGUGCCGCUGGGGUGGGGAACUAUUCACAUCACAUUAAAGAAUGGGGCCUACGAGCACUUGUUCUUCUGGUCAUAGCUUGCCCCUGCGCCCUUGUCAUGUCCACCCCGAUCGCCGUGGUAUGUGGCAUCACUGCGGCUGCGCGAAGGGGAGCCUUGAUUAAAGGUGGAGCUCAUCUUGAGACGCUGGCUCAGUUGGAAGUUCUUGCGUUCGAUAAGACUGGAACACUAACGGAAGGAAAGUUUCAAGUUGUUGACAUAGAAUGUUCUUUUGGUGUCAACGAAAGAGCUACAUUACGCUUAGCCGCUGCUCUAGAGAGCAAGUCAAGCCAUCCUCUCGCCGCAGCCAUAGUAAAUGAAUUUUCUGGUUGCGUUACUGAUAUGGUAACGUCACAGAGCGUUGUUUUGCCGGAAGUAUCACGGUUUGAGCUUCACGGAGGACAAGGCAUUUCCGGUAUUGUCGAGGGCCAUCUGGUUCAGAUUGGGAACUAUGAAUUUCUUAAUGAUAUUGCCGGAAUAAAGCCCCGUAAAUACAUGAAAGACAAGUACAAUACCUGGUGUGAUGAAAGUAAGACGGUGAUAUUUGUCUGUUUAGAUGGUAACCUUGCGAUGAUGCUAGCGCUCGCGGACACGAUCAGACAACACAGCCUGGAAACGAUUGAGUGGCUGCGAAAGCUUCGAGUCCAGUCGGCAAUGAUUACCGGUGAUAACUCGCAAACAGCCAUGGCCGUGAAGAAUAAGCUGGGACUGGACGAAUGCAUCGCUAAAAUGAAACCGCAAAAUAAACUGUCAUGGGUGAAAGACAGACAAGCUGCCAUAGAUGUCGGUGAUGGAGAAAUGUUAUAUAGUGAUCGGUGUUUUGCGUGUUGUUGCUGUUCCUGCGACAACACCAAGAAUUGUAUUGUCGGCAUGGUUGGCGAUGGAAUCAAUGAUGGUCCAGCACUGGCUGCAGCGAAUGUUGGGAUUGCAAUGGGUGCCGGAGGUACCGCCUUAGCAGUGGAAGCGGCCGAUGUAGCACUGAUGACCAAUAACUUGGCCAAAAUACCUGAGCUUAUCGAACUUGGCCGUUUCUGUCGCCUUGUGGUUGCGGAAAAUAUUGCUUUAUCCGUUGUUUUAAAGCUCGCUAUGGUGAUCGCAGCGCUUGCUGGGAAGGUUUCACUGUGGAUGGCUGUUCUAGCUGACGUGCUUGGUUUACUGUUCGUGAUACUAAAUGGACUGAGACCACUUUGGAGCAUAAAGGAACAUGAAGACAAACACACUGAUGUUGAACUUGCACUUGUAAAGAACGCUGGAAACAGUUACUCAUAUGGGGCUGUAGCUUCAAAUUGA
This is a messenger RNA of Porites lobata, 2994 nucleotides long. The record is from the annotation of a GenBank genome assembly. Lineage: Eukaryota; Metazoa; Cnidaria; Anthozoa; Scleractinia; Poritidae.